Molecule: messenger RNA, 1862 nt
Organism: Archocentrus centrarchus (flier cichlid)
Lineage: Eukaryota; Metazoa; Chordata; Actinopteri; Cichliformes; Cichlidae
Gene: f7
Product: coagulation factor VII
Exons: 9
Coding region: 141-1607 (488 amino acids)
Biological process (GO): proteolysis; blood coagulation
Cellular component (GO): extracellular region
Molecular function (GO): serine-type endopeptidase activity; calcium ion binding
Source: RefSeq, a predicted model, not a curated record
GAACAUUGUUUCAGUUUCUUCAGACUUUCUUGGUUUCGUGCCUCAGAGGUGCAGACUUCUCUCUUACAGUGUUGUCACAGCUGUCUCUGCUUUAUCUGGAGGUAAAUGUGCUUACUUAUGCAGAGAUAUGGGGUGUUGGGAUGCAGAUGCAGAUUACACAAACCUGUUGGUUCACAAUAAUUCUUAAUUUCAAUGGAAACAGCAGGAGGAGGGACAGACUUUGGACCCGAGGCCCCACAAAGAAACAGCACAGCAGCUUUAUGAUGAAAUCAAGUAUGUGGCUGAGAGUCUUCAUCAUCUUCGUCUUUAGCUUAAACAGCUGCCAGCCGGCUUCAGUGUUUCUGGAUCCAGAUCAAGCCCAUGGCAUUCUGGUUCGGACUCGGAGGUACAACUCAGGCUGGUUUGAGGAGCUGCAGAUGGGAGACCUGAGGAGGGAGUGCAUAGAGGAGAAGUGUAGCUACGAAGAGGCCAGGGAGGUGUUCGAGAACACCGAGCUCACGAAUGAGUUCUGGAAAACAUACAAUGCACCAAACCUCUGUAACUCCAAUCCCUGUCAGAAUGGAGGCAGCUGCUCCAAUCAUGCUUCGUCCUACAUCUGCUUUUGCCCUCCAGAGUUUACCGGAGCCAACUGUGAGCUCGAGGUGAAAACUGAGAUAGAUACCUGCUGGCUGGAGAACGGAGAAUGUGAACAUUUCUGUGAAGAGGACGAGUUUGGAAAAAAACUAAACUGCUCGUGUGCAGACGGCUACUUUCUGGAUGUUGAUGGACGGAGGUGCAUCGCAAAAGAGCCAAUAGCAUGUGGCAUGGUCCCCAUCCUGCAAGGUGAAAAAAAGGAGGAGCAGCUCCGAAUCGUUGGAGGAACAGUAUGUCCGAAAGGUGAAUGCCCCUGGCAGGUCUUGCUGAUGUAUAAAGGAAAAGGAUUCUGUGGAGGCGUGAUUUAUAAACCUACGUGGAUAAUCACAGCAUCACACUGCCUGGAAAACACUGAAGUCCGGUUCCUGAAAGUUGUUGCAGGCGAGCACAACGUUGCAGUGAAUGAAGGCACUGAGCAGCUCAUCCAGGUCGCUGAGAUCAUUAUGCACGAAAACUACGUGUCACGCACCGCCGACAAUGACAUCGCCCUCCUCCGCCUGGCAUCUCCCAUUAUAUACACACCGUAUGCUGUCCCAGUCUGCCUGCCGACGUGGUCGCUGGCCAACCGUGUGCUCUGGGCCAUCCAACUGCACACGGUCAGCGGCUGGGGGAGGCGGGCUGAGAACGGGCCCACCUCAGAGCUCCUCCGGCGUCUGAUGGUGCCACGAAUCCGCACGCAGGACUGCGUGGAGGAGAGCGGCGUGAUGCUUACCAAGAACAUGUUCUGUGCAGGGUAUAUCGAGGGCCGCCAGGACUCGUGUAAAGGUGACAGUGGCGGUCCCCUGGUGACCGAGUACAAGAAGACACAUUUCCUCCUGGGGAUUGUCAGUUGGGGGAAGGGCUGUGCCCGACCGGGAAACUACGGCAUCUACACCCGAGUGUCCAACUAUCUCGAGUGGAUCCACAACCGGACGGUGACACCAGAUCAGCCGAGAAACAGCAGUGAGACUUUGACGCACAACCUGACCACCUGAAGGCACUCAUUAGGUCACCACAGCUCACACAACCAAGCGCUGAGUCAUCACACUUAUGAUUAACUGUUAAAGUUUUAAUUACAGACACUGUGGAACAUAUUUCAUCUACAGACUCCAGUGGAUUCAUUUUAAACUGAUCAGUCCUGCAUGUUUAAGUACUUUCAUCACAUUUACAGUUGAAAACACUGAACAUUAACCCUUCACAGAUGUGAUGUUUUGCCACUUGUUUUGACAGAAUAAACUGAAAAUGAUCUG